Messenger RNA from Anthostomella pinea, 831 nucleotides. The record is from the annotation of a GenBank genome assembly. NCBI's taxonomy places the organism in Eukaryota, Fungi, Ascomycota, Sordariomycetes, Xylariales, Xylariaceae.
AUGUCUCACACCCACUCCCACGACGGUGUCGGCGGCGGCGGCGGCGGCGGCCACUCUCACGACGGCUUCUCGGCCGCCGAGCACGGGCACUCACACGAGAUCCUCGACGGGCCGGGCAGCUUCCUCGGCCGCGAGAUGCCCAUUGCCGAGGGCCGCAACUGGAACGAGCGGGCUUUUACGAUUGGGAUAGGCGGCCCCGUCGGCUCCGGCAAGACGGCCCUCAUGCUAGCCCUCUGCCUAGCCCUGCGGUCCCGGUACAGCAUCGCGGCUGUGACCAACGACAUCUUCACGCGCGAGGACGCCGAAUUCCUAACACGGCACCGGGCUUUGCCAGCCCCCCGCAUCCGCGCCAUCGAGACGGGCGGGUGUCCGCACGCCGCCGUGCGCGAGGACAUCAGCGCCAACCUGGCCGCGCUCGAGGACCUGCACGCCGAGUUCGCCUCGGACAUCCUACUAAUCGAGUCGGGCGGCGACAACCUGGCCGCCAACUACAGCCGCGAGCUUGCGGAUUUUAUCGUGUAUGUCAUCGAUGUGAGCGGCGGCGACAAGAUCCCGCGCAAGGGCGGCCCGGGCAUCACGCAGAGCGAUUUGUUGGUCGUUAAUAAGACAGAUUUGGCGGAGGCUGUGGGGGCUGAUCUGGGCGUCAUGGAGCGCGAUGCGCGGAAGAUGCGGGAGGGCGGCCCGACGGUGUUCGCGCAGGUCAAGAAGGGGGUUGGUGUUGAUCACAUUGUGAAUUUGAUCACGAGUGCGUGGAAGGCGAGUGGUGCCGAGGAUGUCUGCAGGGCGAGGGGAGGACCCAAACCGACGGAGGGCCUGGAGACAUUGGGGUAG